This is a messenger RNA of Lottia gigantea (owl limpet), 633 nucleotides long. RefSeq lists its product as hypothetical. The transcript has 5 exons. The coding region runs from base 1 to 633 and encodes 210 amino acids. The record is from RefSeq and is a predicted model, not a curated record. NCBI's taxonomy places the organism in Eukaryota, Metazoa, Mollusca, Gastropoda, Lottiidae.
AUGCGUUUACAUUAUCUUGUUACUGUGUUGGUCGUUCUUAUUUUGAUUGAUGUCGGAGAGGGACAAGACAACAUCAGCAAAUGUUUGGAAUUGCCAUCAGUGAAAGAAAUCGUUACACGCUAUAUCUGUCCAAAACCCGAUCCUUGUGCAACAGUAGAUUGUAAUUGUAACGGGAAGUGUGUUGAUGGAAAAUGUCAAUGUAAAAACGGAUUUUUUGGAGAAUUCUGUACAGCACUAACUUCUCUAAUUCCAAAAGUAGCUGGCUUUGUUUCAAACAACAAAUCACUUAUUUCAUCCGAAGCCCAGACUAUUGGUUCUAUCGCAAAAGCAGGAGUAAGUAAAAAAUCUAAGGAAUUGAAAGAAUUACAACAAAUAAGAAAACUACGAAACAGGAGAUUAGAAGAAAAGAAAGGAAAAGACUUUAAAGAUAUACAAAAAUCACUUGGCUCUCUUCUUGGUUUUCCAUGGGCAAAAUAUCCUGGAGAAAAACAUCUUCAAGAUCAUAAUUAUACUGGUCCAGGUACUAGGUUAGAUCUACGAUUAGACGAAAACGAUAAACCCAAACCAGGGGGAAAUGAAACUUUCACUUUUGAUUUUAUAUCAAUUAUGCUUGGGAAAAAACAGUUUGAAUAA